Messenger RNA from Macrosteles quadrilineatus (aster leafhopper), 1701 nucleotides. RefSeq lists its product as uncharacterized. Gene Ontology annotation, molecular function: nucleic acid binding; RNA-DNA hybrid ribonuclease activity. Lineage: Eukaryota; Metazoa; Arthropoda; Insecta; Hemiptera; Cicadellidae. The coding region runs from base 1 to 1701 and encodes 566 amino acids. The transcript is spliced from 2 exons. The record is from RefSeq and is a predicted model, not a curated record.
AUGCUCGAAAGUAGGAGAGCGCAAGCUUCUCUGUGUGGGACGGUGAGAGAGGUCAAGGCCCAAAGAGGGUGUCCACAGGGUGGCGUCUUGUCACCAAAUCUGUGGAAUCUGGUGGUUGACGAUCUCCUGUCCGAGCUCAAUGCACAGGGCAUGUACGCUCAAGGAUAUGCUGACGAUAUUGUUGUACUAAUAAGAGGAAAAUUUAUGAACACUUGCCUGGAACUCAUGCAGAGGGCAUUGUCCAUAGUGGAGAGGUGGUGUAACCAGGAAGGUCUGAGGGUCAAUCCAAUGAAGACUGUAAUGGUACCAUUUACAAGGAAGAGAAAUGUUGAUAUCGCUAGAGUACCAACUCUCUUCGGUAAUCAGAUCCAGGUUAAGAGGGAGUUCAAGUACCUAGGAAUAAGGCUGGACGACAAGCUCACCUGGAACAGCCAUUUGGCACAUAUAACGCAACGUUCUCAGACCACACUUAUGAUGAUGAGGCGGGCUGUUGGGAAGACCUGGGGUCUAAGUCCACAAAUGACUAACUGGCUAUACACUAGGGUUGCAAGACCGAUGAUGGUGUAUGGCUCGGUGGUCUGGUGGACCAAGGUAAUGCAAACUACCGCUGUAAAGAGACUACAAAAGAUCCAGCGAGUGGCAUGCCUUAGCAUCACAGGAGCCAUGAGAGGCACUCCAACUGCAGCCCUGGAAGUAGUGCUAAACCUGCCACCUCUCGACAUCAUUGUGAAAGGAGAGGCAAGGAUGGCAGCCUACAGAAUGGCUUGUAGUGGCAACUGGAAGUAUAAUGCCUCCAGUGAGCACACAAGAGUUGUAGACAAGGUGCAAACGAACUCCUUGGAAAUGCUACCAGACAGGAUGGUGAAGAUCACAGAUCUAGAAAAACCAUACAAUGUCAACAUUGUUGACAGGGAUGCCUGGGAUAAGGGUGAACCUGAAUUCAUGAAAAGGGGGAUCACCUGGUAUACGGAUGGCUCGAAAAAGCCAACGGGCACGGGGGCUGGAAUAUAUGGAGUCAGACCCAAGGUGCAGUUCUGCGUAAGUUUGGGAAAAAUGGCCACUGUAUUCCAGGCAGAAGUGGUGGCCCUGUCUGAGUGUGCGAGAGUGUGUUUGAAGCGCGGUCUUAUAGGCCACACUAUAUACAUGAACUCAGACAGCAAAGCAGCACUAAUGGCACUUGACAGUUUCGACUUUACCUCCAAGGCUGUAUGGGACUGUCAUCAAGCCAUGAAAGCCCUGGGAAAAACCAACAGGAUCAUCCUUAGUUGGGUUCCAGGGCACAAAGGUAUUGCUGGCAAUGAGGGAGCUGACAAGUGGGCAAACAAAGGAGCUGAAAGCCCGCUCAUGGGUCCAGAGCCGACGUGUGGUAUUGCUUACAACACAGCACGGAGAGCUGUUCGCCAGUGGAUGGGCAUAGAACAUCAAAGGAACUGGGAAAGAACAGAAGGAAAUGUACAGUCAAAGAGAAUGCUGAAGGCACCUACAGGUGCGAUGGCGGCAGAAGCCCUUGGGCUGAGUAGUAAGACCCUGCGGAAGGUGGUUGGCUUUAUUAGCGGCCACUGGUCCGACGAGCCGAGCGCCGAGCCAAACAUGCUCGCCGGUACGAAGGCUCGCAGACCCCAUGCACGGGCGAGCAUGUUCGCCGCCAACACCGUCACGAACAUGUUCGCGAACAUGCUCGGUGAUUACUAUCUGCUAUGA